Messenger RNA from Aureobasidium vineae, 603 nucleotides. NCBI's taxonomy places the organism in Eukaryota, Fungi, Ascomycota, Dothideomycetes, Dothideales, Saccotheciaceae. The record is from the annotation of a GenBank genome assembly.
AUGGCAUAUUUGAGAGCUCAAGCAGCUCAGAUAGACGCUUGGGAGCAUCUCGGAAACGACGGAUGGAACUGGGAGAGUCUGUUGCCACACUACAAGCAAAGCGAGCAUUUCCAGAUCCCUACCGAAGAGCAGUGUGCAGCUGGUGCUACCUAUGACAUCGCAGUGCAUGGAAUGACAGGCCCACUCAAGACUGGAUGGGAUGAUAACAUCCUCGGCGCAAACGUAACCUCGCUAAUCAACGCCACAUAUACUUCUCUCGGACUGCCAUACAUAGAGGAAGUCAAUGGUGGCAACAUGCGUGGCUUCAUUCGCUACCCGGCGACCGUCGACCGCGAGCUCAAUAUCCGUGAAGACGCUGCCCGUGCUUACUACUUGCCCAUCGAGAACAGAACCAAUCUGGAUCUUUACACAAACUCUGUCGUGCAGCGUAUGACCUGGGACAAGGAAUCAUCAGACUCAAAGCCUCGCGCUAAUGGAGUACAAUUCACUGAUGCAUCUGGCAACCAAAAGACUGUCAGUGCUAAGAAAGAGGUCAUCCUUUCUGCUGGCGCGUUGAGAUCACCACUCAUCCUGGAACUGUCAGGCAUUGGAAACUCUGCGUAA